Molecule: messenger RNA, 8376 nt
Organism: Euleptes europaea (tarantolino)
Lineage: Eukaryota; Metazoa; Chordata; Lepidosauria; Squamata; Sphaerodactylidae
Gene: UTP20
Product: UTP20 small subunit processome component
Exons: 61
Coding region: 437-8368 (2643 amino acids)
Cellular component (GO): nucleolus; small-subunit processome; 90S preribosome
Source: RefSeq, a predicted model, not a curated record
CACCUUCUCAGAACGAUUAAGCAAUGUAAAUAUUGAUAUUAUCCAUCGCAUUGACCAAACAGGGAGCUAUGCUGAGGAGGUUGAAACCUUUUUUCAUGAAGGACUUGAGAAAUGGAGAGAGCUGAACCUCACUCGGCAUUUUGUGACAUUCUACAGGGAAGUAGUCAACAAAUGCCAGUCUUUCAACCAGCUAGUAUAUUAUCAGAAUGAUAUUGUGCAGAGUUUGAAAACUCACCUGCAAUUGAAAAACAGUCUUGCUCUUCAGCCCCUUUUGGAUUUGGUGGUUCAGUUGGCGCGUGACCUGCAGACAGAUUUCUAUCCUCACUUUCGAGACUUUUGUGUGUCCAUUACAAAAUUACUGGAUACUCAGGACACUGAAUUGCUAGAAUGGGCCUUCACCUCCCUUUCCUAUCUUUACAAAUACUUAUGGAGGCUAAUGGUCAAGGACAUGUCCAGCAUUUAUGGGUUGUACAGCAGCUUAUUGGCUCACCACAAGCAGCAUAUCAGGAACUUUGCAGCAGAAAGCUUCACUUUCUUGAUGAGGAAGGUUUCUGAUCAAAACGCUCUUUUAAAUUUAAUGUUCCUUGACCUUGGAGAGCACCCAGAAAAAGUGGAAGGAGUGGGGCAAUUAAUUUUUGCAAUGUGCAAAGGUGUCAGAAACAUGUUCCAUUCUUGUGCAGAAAAGGCUAUCACAUUAUUUCUGAAAAAGUUGGGGCCAGUUACAGAAACAGAAGUUACGCUCCCUUGGAUCUCUGUUGGAGAAGCUUUCAAAUGCAUGGUGAAGUCAGCUGCUGGUUUCGUUUCCAAAGAGCAUUUUGACGUUUUAUUCAGAUGCUUGCAAGAAUCAGUAGUACAACUUCAAGAGAAAAUCACUAAGGACAACUGCUGUGAAGCUUCUGAGCAGAUUGAAAGGAUAUUGCAAGUGUAUUUGAUCUUAGUAGAGUAUGGACACGGAUCCAAAAUACCUCAGCCUGAAGAAGUUUGUAAGACGUUCAUACAGUUGGCAGGAAUCCCUGACCUCUCAGUUCCCUGCCGUGAUACUCUGCUCAGAGUAAUUUCUGCCUUGCUCCUGUCUGAGAAUGCUACACUACCUAAUCCUUUGACCAAAGAAACUGUGGAAAAGGUCUUCAAAGGUGGAUUUGAUAGGCAUUCUCUUUUGAAUUUUUCAAAAUGCAUGUUUGUGAUGGAACAGUUUGAAAAGCAAUUCCUUCCCAGCCUUCUUGAGUACACUGAACAUUACAUCUGUGGGGAUGAUCCUCUGGCCCAGGAGGAGGCAUUGGCUGCUUUGGCUAAACUCAUCUUAGAGAAAGCAGAACCUCCCACUGUGGGUUCAAUGGCAUUUGAGAAAUAUCCUCUCAUCUUUAUGGAAUCAUGUCAAGGGUCUGGUAGAAGACAGCUCAGAAGUAAGAAAACUGAAGAAAAAGAACAGAAGACAAUGUUGGAUUACAUUCUGUCUUGUAUUCAAUUACCAGAAAAUAGAAACAUGGCUGACCUUUCACUCACUUGGGCAGCUCUUGUUGUACUUCCACAUAUAAGACCGAUCGUCAAGGAGCACAUCCUACCAGCAGUUACAAGUUUCACUGAGUAUCUCUUUGCUGCUGUUGACAAGGGACAACUGCAGAAAGGAAGUUUGUUUGUGGCCUGCCAAGCUGUGAGCACACUGCUUAGUUUAUCAGAAUCUUUGGAAAUUCUGCACUUGUUGCCAGUGGAACACGUAAAGAAUUUGGUGUGCACCUUUCCUUCAGAACCGUCUGCCUUGCUUUUGGCUGAUCUCUAUUAUACAAGAUUAGGAUUGUGUGGCUACCGGGAGCAUUUGUCCCAAGAGAAUCUGAUGGAAUUAUUUUCUAAAUUGCAAAGUAACAUUUCAAACAGUGUUUCCAAGGUACGACUAUUAACAAUAAGGAUCUUAAGUCAUUUUGAUGCCUUGCUUCCUACUUCAACUGAGGAUGUGGGCUCAGGAGAGCUACAGUCUGUGUUUGCCAUAUUGCUUCAAGCUGAACUUGUGCCAGCAAGCGUCAAUGAUUAUCGUGAGAAACUACUCCACUUAAGGAAGCUGAGGCAUAACACGAUUCGGCCUUUGACCCCUGAGGGACCUUUGCAGGAGGUACCUCUUCGGUAUUUACUGGGAAUGCUUUAUAUCAACUUCAGCCCUUUGUGGGAUCCCGUGAUUGAAUUCAUAACUUCCCAUGCAAAUGAAAUGGAGAACAAGCAGUUCUGGAAAGUCUUCUAUGAACAUUUGGAAAACAUUGAAUCCUGUGCUGGAAAGGAGUUCUGCAAUGAACUAGAAAGACAACAAGAGCAUGUUAUGUAUACUGAAAGAGAGGCAGUCCAAGAAGGUGACAUCAGAGUCCUCUAUCUUGAGCAGCUGAGGUGUCAGACAUGGAGCAACGAGAGAAAGGAUCCUGCAAAUUUUAGGUUCCUGCUUUGGAAAGCAAUGUCGAAGUUUCCUGACAGAGUAGAGCCCAGAUCGAGAGAACUUUCCCCGCUUCUCUUAAGGUUUAUUAACAAUGAAUAUUAUCCUGCAGAUUCCCUAGUAGCUCCAGCACAAGACCUUAGGAAAAAAGACAGUGGUGGUGGUGGUGGUGAGGGAGAAACAGAAUUGCCUUUUGAGGAAAUAAAUCAAAAAGUGAUGGAAGUUGACGAGAAGGAUGAUGAAGAGAAUCCAGCUCCUGGAGAGCCAGUGAUUGAAGGGAUGCCAAAAAAGACUAGAAGAGCUGCAACGAAGCAGUUGAAGGCCCACCUGGAAGUAUUUGCAAAAUUUUCAAAUCCGCGUGCAUUGUAUUUAGAACCAAAGUUAAAUGAACUAUACACUCAGCUUCUGUCCCAUCAAGACCAGAAUGUGCAGAAAAUAGCUCUUGACUGUAUUAUGACCUACAAGCAUCCACACCUGCUGCCAUACAGGGAGAACUUGCAAAGGUUACUGGAAGACAAGAGCUUCAAGGAAGAAAUAGUGCACUUCAGCAUUUCUGAAGAAAACACCAUAAUCAAAACACAACACCGACCAGAACUAAUUCCUGUUUUAAUGAGGAUUUUAUAUGGGCGAAUGAGAAAUAAAACUGGAAAUAAAACACAAGGCAAAUCAGCUGCAGCGACCCGCAUGGCUAUUGUUUUGAGAUUCCUUGCUGGCUCACUGCCUGAAGAGAUUAGAAUGUUCCUGGAUCUGCUUUUUGAGCCUGUGAAACACUUCAGCAAUGGAUGCUGCCACUCUGCAGUUCUCCAAGCAAUGGAAAAACUGGACCUAUCGCAAGUGCUGCCUCUCGGCCGCCAGCAUAGCCUUUUCAACACUCUGGAUGUAGUUCUGAAAAACAUGGGACAUCUGAUCAGCCAGUACCUGCCAGAGAUUUUUCAGAUUUUGCUGUGCAUGGCAGCAGCAGUAUCCCACAUUCUUCAACAAAGGGAAAAGAUUCAGCUGAAGUUCAUUAACCCACUGAAAAAUUUAAGGAAGCUUGGGGUCAAACUUGUAGCAGACUUUUUCUCUAACUUUGAAACAUACAGCUUCAGUGUGGAAGAAAUUGAUGCAGUCUUUCAUGCAGUGGUGUGGCCCCAGGUAACUAGGCUGGCCUCUGAGAGCCAAUAUUCUCCGACCCUUUUACUCAAAAUCAUUCACAUCUGGAGCAGAAAUCCAAGGUAUUUCCCUUUGCUGGCCAAGCAGAAACCUGGACAUCCAGAAUGUGAUAUAUUAUCCAAUGUGUUUGAUCUGCUUUCGGCCAAAAACCUGUGUGAGGCAACUGCUGGGGUUGUGAUGGAUGUCGCUGACAGCCUUCUCAACACUCCUGAUUUUGAACCUAGUGAUCACCUAUGCAGCUUGACUGUGACUGACGGUGUCUUUGUAGAAGUGGACGAAACGUCUGGAGACCUUCCGAGUGUGGGUACAAGGCUAGUUCUCCCCCAUGUCCCUGCAAUUCUCCAGUAUCUCAGCAAAACUAUGACGAAUAUGGACAAGAUGAAGAAGAAAAAAUACAGAGCCCAAGUCAGCAAAGAACUCAACAUUCUUUCCAAAAUCAGCAAGUUUAUAAAGGACAAGAGUCAGAGCUCCAUCCUGAUUAGCCUCCUCCUCCCUUUUCUUCACCAGAAUAACAUACUGCAGGAUACAGAGAUUGACAUCUUGGAAACAGUACAAAAUCUGCUGAAGCACUGCUUGAAUCCAGCAGGUUUCCUCAAACCUCUGGCAAAACUGUUUUCUGUUGUUCAGAACAAGUUGUCUCGUCAGACACUCUGUACAGUUUUUCAGACUCUUGCAGAUUUGGAGAGUGAUUUAAAAUACAUUACAGAUACUGUUCAGUUGAAUGCUUUUGAUCCACGACAUCUGGAUGACAUUGAUUUUGACGUCCGCCUGUCAGCCUUUCAAGCUGUUGCUUCUCAUAUCAAGGAGAUGAGAACCAUGGAUGUCAGCUACCUGAUUCCAGUUAUGCAUAACUGUUUCUACACCAUACAGUUAGGGGAGAUGUCUCUGAGUGACAGCGCCAUCCUCUGCUUGAACGGUAUUAUUAGAUUAUUAGCUGAAACUGACCACAAGGAAGAGGAAUUCAAGGAAAUAAUCCAGCGCACUCUUCUGGAAGCUUUGAGGAAAGGGCUGAAGAGCAAGACAGAGAGUAUUCAGCAGGAUUACACGUCAUUGCUCUCCUGCUUGAUUCAAGCAUUCCCCAAACACCCAGAGUUUCAUGACUUGGUCCAGCUGACCGACUGCCAUGAUCCAGAGAUGGACUUCUUUGAAAAUAUGAAGCAUAUUCAGAUCCACAGAAGAGCGCGAGCCUUGAAGAAACUGGCUAAGCAGAUAACUGAAGGCAAAAUUACCCUAUCUUCCAAGUCUCUUCAGAACUACAUUAUGCCUUAUGCAACAACUACCAUUUUUGAUGAGAAAAUGCUCAAGCAUGAAAACAUGGUAACUGCAUCGGUUGAAGUGGUAGGAGCUGUUUGCAGACAUCUUUCUUGGUCGGCGUACCUCUAUCAUUUGAAACAUUUCAUACACGUCUUGCAGACUGGACAGAUCAAUCAAAAACUGGGUGUCAGUGUGCUAGUUACGGUGCUGGAAGCAUUUCAUUUUGACCAUGAAACUCUUGAAAAGCAGCUUGAGAUGCUUGAGAAUCAAGCAGCUGUAGAAGUCAUGGAUGCUGAGCCUGAAAUGGAGAAUGAAGUUACGGAGAUGGAGCUGAGCGAUGGAGAAGGUCAAGAAACUAUCAAGAACCUUUCAGAGGAUGCUGAUAAGCAGAAGGGGCCUACUGGUUCUCUGUCUGAUCAGUCUGCUAACAGAGAAAAUGAAGACUGCCAGGAAACUACAAAAGCAAUCUCCAUCCUACCUAGGAGUAAGGAAGAAUUGGAGUGUCUGAUCAAACAUAUUCAAGAAACAGUAACUGGGAACAUCUUGCCAAAAUUGCACAGAUGUAUCAUUGCAAAGGUGAAAAGAGAUGAAGAGCACAAGCUUGUGAAAUCCAAAGUUGUGAAUGACGAAGAGGUGGUUCGAGUGCCGCUGGCUUUUGCAAUGGUCAAGCUGAUGCAGUCUCUUCCAAAAGAUGUCAUGGAAGAAAAUUUGCCAAGCAUUUUCCUGAAAGUCUGUUCUCUCCUGAGAAACAGAGCACAGGAGAUCCGGGAUAUUGCGCGUAACACCCUGAUGAAAAUGAUGGAGGCUUUGGGAGCACACUACUUCCAAUAUGUCUUAAAGGAGAUGCAGUCAAUCCUUGUCCAUGGUUACCAAGUGCACGUGCUGACAUUCACUGUCCACCUCUUGCUGAAAGGCCUUGCCAGUAAUAGGCUUAAUGUUGGAGAUUUGGAUUCCUGCUUAGAACUUAUGGUUGAAAUUUUCAAUCACGAACUGUUUGGGGAAGUUGCUGAAGAGAAGGAAGUGAAAGGUAUAGUUUCCAAAGCAAUGGAAGCUCGCCGAAGCAAGAGUUACGAUUCCUAUGAAAUCCUUGCCAAGUAUGUCGGAAAAGACCACAUGACUAAGCUUAUUCUACCAUUGAAAGAGAUUUUAGAGAAUACCACCAGUCUAAAGAUGUCCCGGAAGGUGCAUGAGACUCUACGCCGCAUUGUGUCUGGAUUAAUAAUGAAUAAAGCAAUGACUGCCGAAUGUAUCCUUCUGCUCAGCCACGGCCUGAUUAGUGAAAAUCUGCCACUAAUAACAGAGAAAGCAAGAACAAAAGCCCCGGCUCCUCCAGAUCCUCGUUUGCAACCCGAGAGCUGCCUCUUACUUCCACCAACCCCAGUUCGGGGAGGUCAAAAAGCACCAGUGAGCAGCCGGACUAACAUGCACAUUUUGGUUGAGUCGGGUCUACGGUUGCUCCACAUGAGCCUGAAGAGGUCCAAAAUUAAUUCUUCGGAUGGGCAUGUAUUAGAAAUGCUAGAUCCUUUUGUACAGCUGCUGAUCAGCUGCCUUCAGUCCACAGACGUUAAGGUGGUCACUGGUGCUCUUCAGUCCCUUCUGUGGAUCUUAAAGUUUCCUCUGCCUGCUGUGGAUGCAAACAUGGAGCAGCUGGUCAAGCAGCUGUUCCUUCUGCUGAAGGACUUUGCCAAACCAGGAGCAGCAAAAGGCCAGAAUUUCCAUUUGGUCGUAAAUUGUUUCAAAUGUGUGUCUCUGCUUGUGAGGAACACAAAGAGUCACAUAACAGACAAGCAACUUCAAGUAUUGCUUGGAUAUGCGGAAGAAGAUAUCUAUGACUCAUUACGACAAACCACUGCCUUUGGGCUCUUAAAGGCUAUAUUAUCGAGAAAAUUGAUUGUGCCUGAAAUUGAUGGUGUCAUGCAGAAGGUUGCAGACUUUGCCAUCACGGGCCAAAGUGAGCAAGUUCGAAUCCAGUGCAGACAGAUUUACCUGAAAUAUAUUCUUGAUUAUCCCCUUGGUAAAAAAUUGAAACCCAACCUAGAAUAUAUUUUUGCUCAGCUCAACUAUGAAUAUGAGACAGGAAGAGAAUCUGCAUUGGAAAUGAUUGCUUCCAUCUUUGAAAUGUUCCCUCAGGGUUUAUUGCAUCAAUAUUGUGGACUGUUCUUUGUGCCGCUUUGUAUGGUAAUAGUCAAUGAUGACUCAGUCAAGUGUAAAAAGAUGGUGGCCCUGGCGAUCAAAUCUCUGCUUUGCAAGAUCAACCUUGAGAAAAGAGACCUGAUGUUCUCGCUGGUUGCCUCGUGGUUCAAGAGUGAGAAGAGCGUGCACAAGAGGCUAGCUGCUCACACUUGUGGUAUAUUUGCUGAAGCUGAGGGAGCGGAGUUUGAAAAAAGACUUGGAACUCUUCUUCCAAUUAUCGAGAAAGAAAUACAUCCUUCGAAUUUUGAAGAUGUUAGAGAUGAAGCUGAAGAAACGGCUGCAGACCGAUUGCUGUUCAGUUUCCUUAACUUGCUCGUUAAACUGAUCAAGGAGUGUAACGUUCUUGAAUUAAAUAAACAUACUGAGAUUCUGAGUGACAUUUGGGGACAAGUCCAGUCCCAUUUAUGGUUCCCUCACAGUUGGGUGUGGCUGACCGCUUCUCAGAUUUUUGGGUUGUUGUUUGCUUCCCACAAGCCAGAAGAACUUGUCAGUACAUGGAGCAAAAGAAAUCUGGAAAAGAGCCAAGGAGCUGCCGGGGGGCCAUCCGCCAUCAACUUCUUAACAGGAGAGCUGGACACAAAGAUGAAAACACUUGCUUUGGCUUUCUGCCACCAGCUGAAGUCCAAAUUUCUGGAUCCAUCUCUUGGAGAACAGGUUAUAAAGAAUUUACUGUUUGUAGCCAAAGUACUGUAUCUUCUGGAUCCUACUUCAGACAAAGGCAAAGAAACGAACAAGGAAGUGUGCUGUGAAACAGGCAGUCAGGGUGCCUUUGUGGGUGAAGGCGAGAAUGAAACUUCAGCUGUGGAGGAAAGAGGAGAUGAAGAGGCAGAAGAGAAAAACAGGCCAGCCACUUUAUUGUGGGUGAUGAAGAGACUCUCUCUAAUGGCAAAACGAGAAGCUGCGUAUUCACCCAAAGACCCUUUAAAGAGAACCUGCAUCUUUAAGUUCCUUGGUGCCAUUGCAGUGGAUCUUGGCAAAGACAAGGUGAAACCGUACCUCCCAACAAUCAUAGCUCCUCUCUACAGAGAGCUCAGCAGCACCUAUGCAGAACAAGAUCCAACUCUGAAGAACCUGUCCCAGGAAAUCAUAGAACUACUAAAGAAACUAGUUGGGCUGGAGCCCUUUUCAGUUGCAUUUGCUUCUGUGCAAAAGGAAGCCAGUCAAAAGAGAGCUGUCCGGAAGAAACAGAGAACCCUGGAGGCUGUGUCUAAUCCUGACAUUGCUGCCAAGAAGAAGUUGAAGAGGCACAAGAAUAAAAUUGAAGCAAAGAAGAGAAAAAUAGAAUUCCUGCGGCCUGGUUACAAAGCCAAAAGACCAAGAAGCCAUGCAUUAAAGGACUUGGCAAUGGUGGAGUGAAAUACCAU